Messenger RNA from Centruroides sculpturatus (bark scorpion), 2628 nucleotides. RefSeq lists its product as uncharacterized. Gene Ontology annotation, cellular component: cytoplasm. The transcript has 3 exons. Lineage: Eukaryota; Metazoa; Arthropoda; Arachnida; Scorpiones; Buthidae. Bases 388 to 2133 code for a protein of 581 amino acids. Gene Ontology annotation, molecular function: sulfotransferase activity. The record is from RefSeq and is a predicted model, not a curated record. Gene Ontology annotation, biological process: sulfation.
AUGUGGGACGAUUACCCUAGCAACAGUUUAACCUUGCAUCUGUUAUUCACGCUCUUCUGCCUAUAUUUGUAAUGGAAUAAGUAUAUAGCAACAGAGAUAAUUUAUUGAUAGGGAUAACCUAUAACAAGUUAGAAAUUAAGCAUACUAUUUGACAAAAACUAAUAUUUUGUAAACCAAUUAAUGAACAUAAGCUUCUUGUAAGAGUCAUUGAACAUUUAAGCUAGGUCUAUAAGGGUUGAAGGACUAAUUUUAUCUUAAAGACUUUAUCUUAUCUUGGUGGAAACGUGAUUGAUCAGACAAUGAAUAGCGUUUGACUGAAUGACUACAGGAUGUUCCUCCCUUCUGAUGGUUAAACUUUGAACGGAUUGCGACUUUCUAAAUAACGAGAUGGCUUCGACGAGGAAUAUUCCUUCUUACAAUGUAGCAAAUGAUGGAUAUAUCCUUCCAAGAAGUUUUUCUUUGGAGAGCUAUUAUUCAGGAUUGAAAUACCCGGCCGAAGAUGGAGAUAUAUUUAUAUCCACCUAUCCUAAAUGCGGUACCACUUGGUGCCAAUAUAUUUUAUUUCUAUUGUGGAAUGAAGGAAAGCCAAUUGAGAAAGGGCAGAGCAUUCAUGAUUUUGCCCCACACUUAGAAGAAAAAGGGGCUGAAUUUGUAAUGAAAAUGGUAAAACCUAGAAUAAUCAAAAUACAUUUACCCUUUUACUUGACUCCAUAUAAUAGUAAAUCUAAGUAUAUUUACAUUGCUCGAAAUCCCAAAGAUUGUUGUAUAUCUUUUUAUCAUCAUACUAAAGGAUUCCCUAAACAUUAUAAUUUUGAGAAUGGUACAUUUGACGACUAUUUCGAAUUAUUCAUUACAGGCCAAGUUGAUUCUAAAGAUUAUUUCGACAAUCUAUUAUCUUGGUAUUCGCAUAAAGACGACGAUAAUGUAUUAUUCUUAUUAUACGAGGAUAUUAAAACUGAUCCCGAAUCCAAUAUUCGUAAAAUUGGUUACUUUUUAGAAGGAAAAUUUGCUAAUUCCGUAGAUAACAAUGCUAUUUUAGAAAAAGUAGUAAAAAAUAGUCAUUUUAAUGCCAUGAAAGCGACACAUAAAACAGCUUGGAGUUCCGAAAGACCUGAAAAUAUGCCUGAUUUCAUAAGAAAAGGUGAAAUAGGUGAUUGGAAAAACUAUAUGAGUGAAGAUCAGGCGAGAAGAAUGGAUGAAAGAUUUAGAGAGAAAUUAGGAAAAUCGGAAGCUCGUUAUUUAUGGAAAGAAUACGAUAUGGCUUCGACGAGGAAUAUUCCUUCUUACAAUGUAGCAAAUGAUGGAUAUAUCCUUCCAAGAAGUUUUUCUUUGGAGAGCUAUUAUUCAGGAUUGAAAUACCCGGCCGAAGAUGGAGAUAUAUUUAUAUCCACCUAUCCUAAAUGCGGUACCACUUGGUGCCAAUAUAUUUUAUUUCUAUUGUGGAAUGAAGGAAAGCCAAUUGAGAAAGGGCAGAGCAUUCAUGAUUUUGCCCCACACUUAGAAGAAAAAGGGGCUGAAUUUGUAAUGAAAAUGGUAAAACCUAGAAUAAUCAAAAUACAUUUACCCUUUUACUUGACUCCAUAUAAUAGUAAAUCUAAGUAUAUUUACAUUGCUCGAAAUCCCAAAGAUUGUUGUAUAUCUUUUUAUCAUCAUACUAAAGGAUUCCCUAAACAUUAUAAUUUUGAGAAUGGUACAUUUGACGACUAUUUCGAAUUAUUCAUUACAGGCCAAGUUGAUUCUAAAGAUUAUUUCGACAAUCUAUUAUCUUGGUAUUCGCAUAAAGACGACGAUAAUGUAUUAUUCUUAUUAUACGAGGAUAUUAAAACUGAUCCCGAAUCCAAUAUUCGUAAAAUUGGUUACUUUUUAGAAGGAAAAUUUGCUAAUUCCGUAGAUAACAAUGCUAUUUUAGAAAAAGUAGUAAAAAAUAGUCAUUUUAAUGCCAUGAAAGCGACACAUAAAACAGCUUGGAGUUCCGAAAGACCUGAAAAUAUGCCUGAUUUCAUAAGAAAAGGUGAAAUAGGUGAUUGGAAAAACUAUAUGAGUGAAGAUCAGGCGAGAAGAAUGGAUGAAAGAUUUAGAGAGAAAUUAGGAAAAUCGGAAGCUCGUUAUUUAUGGAAAGAAUACGAUGUAUAAUCGAUUAAUUCCAUUUAAAUUUUAAGUUUUCUUACUUGGGUAUAUGCAUAAUCGGGAUGAAAUAUAUAUAAAUAAAAUGAAGAUAGAUCAAUAUUUUAAUAAAGAAUUAUAAUAAAUGUUAAAUGAUUAAUUAAAAUUUAUUAACAGAACAUAUGCGAAUAAUCUAUUAUCAAAUUAUUAACGAAAACUAGGCUAUAUAUAAGCCUAUAUUCCACUCUGUGGGACUUUUCCAUGCCUAAUAUGGGUUCGGUCUGAGCCCACAAUGGGAGAGAUCGAAUGAUGAGGAAUCACACUUAGCAUAUUCAGAUCAACUCAUCCGGAAAUUUUCUGAGCCAUUUUGAAAUCAAAUAGAAAUUUAGUAGAACGAUAGACUGAUAUUUUUAUUGCCUGGACAAUCACGUGUCAAGUUGUAUGAACUAUUACAGUAUAAAUAUUAUCGAAUUUAAAAUAAAUUACCUUUUGACAGAUAUUAAAUAUAUUUUUAAAGAUAAUAAA